Molecule: messenger RNA, 5351 nt
Organism: Hyaena hyaena (striped hyena)
Lineage: Eukaryota; Metazoa; Chordata; Mammalia; Carnivora; Hyaenidae
Gene: SUCO
Product: SUN domain containing ossification factor
Exons: 23
Coding region: 90-3776 (1228 amino acids)
Biological process (GO): regulation of bone remodeling; protein folding in endoplasmic reticulum
Cellular component (GO): membrane; cytoplasm
Source: RefSeq, a predicted model, not a curated record
CGCUCCUGCUCCGGCUCCUCCAUCUUGGCCUCGGCAGUGGCGGCUGCCGGGAGGAUGUGCCGCCUUCUGGCAGGGGGAAGGAGGAGAAGAUGAAGAAGUACCGGCGGGCCUUGGCCCUGGUCUCCUGCCUGUCUCUGUGCUCUCUGGUCUGGCUUCCCAGUUGGCGUGUAUGUUGUAAAGAGAGUUCUUCAGCUUCAUCAUAUUACUCUCAAGAUGACAAUUGUGCACUAGAAAAUGAAGAUGUACAAUUCCAGAAAAAGGAUGAAAGAGAGGGACCUAUCAAUGCUGAAUUAUUGGAAAAAGUGGGUUCAAACUUACCUAUUCCCCCAGAAGAACAUAAAUUAAAAGAUGACUAUGCUGUGGAUGUACAAAAUACAGAGUUAAAAAAGUUCAGUCCAUCUGUGACUGAGACACUCCCUCCAGUUGAUCUACAUGAAGAUUCUUCCAGUGUAAUUGUGGGCAGUGAAAACAUUGAAAAUAUUUCCAGCUCAUCUACCUCAGAGAUCACUCCAAUCUCAAAGCUUGAUGAAAUAGAAAAAUCUGGUACUAUUGCUGUAACCAAGCCAAGUGAAACUGAGCAGUCUGAAACUGAUUGUGAUGUUGGUGAGGUUCUUGAUGAGAAUGCUCCAGUUGACCAGCCUUCCUUUGUUAGUCCUCCUGAAAGCCUUGUUGGCCAGCAUAUAGAAAAUGUGUCAUCUUCACAUGGCAAAGGAAAAAUAACAAAAUCAGAAUUUGAAUCAAAGGUUUCAGCAAGUGAUCAGGGGAGUGGUGAUCCAAAGUCUGCAUUGAAUGCUUCAGAUAACUUAAAAAAUGAGAGUUCUGAUUAUACAAAAUCAGGGGAAAUUGACCAUACUUCUGUAACAAGUCCCAAAGACCCAGAAGAUAUACCAACAUUUGAUGAAUGGAAGAAGAAAGUUAUGGAAGUAGAAAAAGAAAAAAGUCAGUCAAUGCACCCAUCUUCUAAUGGAGGUCUACAUGCGACAAAAAAAGUCCAGAAAAAUCGAAAUAAUUAUGCCUCAGUAGAAUGUGGUGCCAAAAUUUUGGCAGCUAAUCCAGAAGCCAAGAGCACAUCUGCUAUUCUUAUAGAAAAUAUGGAUCUUUAUAUGUUGAAUCCUUGCAGCACUAAAAUUUGGUUUGUUAUUGAACUUUGUGAACCAAUUCAAGUAAAACAGCUUGAUAUUGCAAAUUAUGAAUUAUUUUCUUCUACUCCGAAAGACUUUCUGGUUUCUAUCAGUGACAGAUAUCCCACAAACAAGUGGAUUAAGCUGGGUACUUUCCAUGGUAGAGAUGAGAGGAAUGUCCAGAGUUUCCCUUUAGAUGAACAGAUGUAUGCAAAAUAUGUGAAGAUGUUCAUCAAGUACAUAAAGGUGGAGUUGGUAUCACAUUUUGGAUCAGAGCACUUUUGUCCAUUAAGCCUUAUAAGGGUAUUUGGCACCAGCAUGGUAGAAGAGUAUGAAGAGAUUGCUGAUUCCCAGUAUCAGUCAGAACGUCAAGAACUCUUUGAUGAAGACUAUGAUUAUCCACUGGAUUAUAAUACUGGGGAGGAUAAAUCCUCAAAAAAUCUUUUUGGUUCUGCUACAAGAAAUAAAAGUUUAUCUGAGAAUGCCACUGCCACAGCUGCACCUAAAAUGCCCGACUUAGCUCCUGUUUCAACUCCUGUUCCACCACCUGAGUUUAUAACCACUGAAGGACACAUACAUGAUACAGAGCUGUCGUCACCAGAUACUCCAAAAGAGAGCCCCAUUGUACAGCUAGUUCAAGAGGAAGAAGAGGAGGCAAGUCCAUCUACAGUGACCCUUCUGGGUAGUGGUGAACAGGAGGAUGAAUCAUCACCCUGGUUUGAGUCAGAGACACAAAUAUUUUGCAGUGAACUGACCACAAUUUGUUGUAUUUCUAGUUUUUCGGAAUACAUAUAUAAAUGGUGUUCAGUCCGAGUUGCUCUUUAUCGGCAACGUAGCAGAACUGCUGUGAAAAAAGAAAAAGAUCAUCUUGUGUCAGCGCAACCACCACUGCUGCUUCCUGAAGAAUCAGUGGAUGUUUCAGUCUUGCCACCUCCAAGUGGAGAAAUGGACAGUAAGAGUAAGGAAAAGGAAGCUGAAAUGAUUGUUCCAGGUGACUUAAGUAGUCUGCACAAAGGUGAUUUGAUUAAUCACAGUGCAGAUGCAAUUGAGCUUGAACCAAGCCAUCCUCAAACUGUUUCUCAGUCUCUUCUCUUAGAUGUUACCCCAGAAAUCAAUUCAUUAUCUAAAAUAGAAGUAUCUGAGCCUGUUAAAUUUGAGGCAGGUCCUACACCGUCUCAAGUGAUCCCCCUAGAGAGUUCUGUUGAGCUUGAUAAUGAAACAGAAAAAAAGUCUGAGAGUUAUAGUUCUGUAGAAAAGCCAACUGUGAUCUAUGAAACAAAUAAACUUCAUGAAGUAAUGGAUAACAUUGUAAAAGAAGAUAAAAACUCCAUGCACAUUACCACAAAGCUAUCUGAAACAAUAGUGCCACCUGUAAACACAGCUACUAUGCCAGACAGUGAAGAUGGGGAAGCCAAAAUGAACAUAGCUGACACACCAAAGCAAAUUUUGACUCCUGUUACGGAUUCUUCUUCAUUACCUGAAGUGAAAGAGGAAGAACAGUCUCCGGAAGAUGCCCUUUUAAGAGGGUUACAGAGGACAGCUACAGACUUUUAUGCUGAAUUGCAAAAUUCCACAGAUCUAGGAUACACUAAUGGAAAUCUUGUACAUGGAUCAAACCAAAAGGAGUCAGUAUUUAUGAGACUUAAUAAUCGUAUAAAAGCCUUAGAAGUUAACAUGUCUCUCAGUGGUCGCUAUCUGGAGGAGCUUAGCCAAAGGUAUCGAAAACAAAUGGAAGAAAUGCAGAAGGCUUUCAAUAAAACAAUAGUAAAACUUCAGAAUACUUCAAGAAUAGCAGAGGAGCAGGAUCAGAGGCAAACGGAAGCCAUCCAGUUACUACAGGCACAGUUGACCAAUAUGACACAGCUUGUUUCAAACCUAUCGACAACAGUAGCAGAAUUACAACGUGAGGUUUCAGAUCGACAAAGCUAUCUUGUCAUAUCUUUGGUUCUUUGUGUUAUCUUGGGACUGAUGCUUUGUAUGCAGCGCUGUCGAAACAGCUCUCAAUUUGAUGGAGAUUAUAUUUCAAAACUUCCUAAAAGUAAUCAGUAUCCAAGCCCUAAAAGGUGUUUCUCUUCCUAUGAUGAUAUGAAUUUGAAAAGGAGAACCUCAUUCCCACUCAUCAGAUCCAAGUCUCUACAGUUAACUGGCAAAGAAGUAGACCCAAAUGAUUUGUACAUCGUAGAACCCCUCAAGUUCUCUCCAGAAAAAAAGAAGAAACGCUGCAAAUACAAAACUGAAAAAAUUGAAACCAUAAAGCCGGCAGAUCCACUGCACCCGAUAGCUAAUGGAGACCUAAAAGGAAGGAAGCCCUUUAUGAACCAGAGAGAUUUUUCUACUAUGGGAGAAGUUUAUCACUCUUCUUACAAGGGCCCUCCAUCUGAAGGGAGCUCAGAAACAUCAUCACAGUCUGAAGAGUCUUAUUUUUGUGGCAUUUCAGCGUGCACAAGUCUGUGCAAUGGACAGUCCCAAAAGACAAAAACUGAGAAGAGGGCUUUAAAACGAAGGCGAUCUAAAGUCCAAGACCAAGGAAAACUGAUAAAAACUCUAAUACAGACUAAGUCAGGAUCAUUGCCGAGCCUGCAUGACAUAAUCAAAGGAAACAAAGAGAUCACUGUGGGAACAUUUGGUGUCACAGCAGUCUCAGGACAUAUCUAAAAUGAAGAGAACUUUUCAUACUGGAGACUUUUUUGUUGUUCUUUGAAGAACAAUCUGUGGUAUUUGAAGGGUUUGGGGGAGGGAGAAAAUACUAAUGGGAAAAGUAUUCAGAAAUUAUGGUUUCUGCCUUUUUAAAACAGUAGGUGGGAUUGUGUCAAUCUUGGUUAAUGAGCUGCAGUUUUACAAGGCUGAUCACUUCCUACAAGGACAAUGGUAGACGUUUUAUAAAGAUGUUUUUUCACAGAUUAAUUACUGGGACAAACAUAAUUUGGAAGCCCAGUUCCUUUGGGUGGGAUAGGAAUGAAAGCCUAAACCUCUUCCUUUAGCUUUGUUCCUAUUUCUUGCACCUUCCCAUAUUUAUGUGCCUUUCGUCUAUUUAAAACGCCACUGGAAGAGGAGGGAGAACUUUUUCUGUCAUUUGAUUUCUUUUAUAACUUUGUUAGUUUUUUGAAGCUGCAAACACUACAAGGCUUUAAGGUGAUCUGCGCCUGAAGUUCAGUAAUGUGGGUCAGACAGUGGAAAGUCCUACAGACUUGCCAACUAGACUUCUGUUUAACAAACUCACUGGAAACAAAAAAUUUGCUGGAAUUUUUAAGUCUAUCCUUUUAGACAUUUUCAUUUAACUUAAUCACACUAGUUUUUCUCUGGUUACUAAAUGAGAAAAAAGUCUACAAGAUCUUUUCUUGCAAAUGACUGGUACUUGCAAAUAAAUUUUUUGUAAAUUCACCUUUUAGACACAUUUCACCAUUUGUAAAAGAUUUCUUUAGCUACAUUACAUUUUUCAACAUUCACAGUAAGCACUAAUCCUCCAGACCUCCAGGUUCGUGUUUCCUGUUACUGCAAAUGGAGCAUUUGAAGGUUUGUCAGAUGAGCCCAGGUCUCAUACGGUAUAAUCACUGCCUACAUACCUGUACCCGGAACCAGCUAGUGAGUUUGUUGAGCCUUGUCUAAUUGGUCAAGUCUAAGGGAUUAUUAUUCCUUGAUGUUUGCUUUGUAUUGGCUACAGAUGUGCAGAGGUAUACGUGUGUGAUGUCAAUGUGUCUGUCUUCAUUUUGUCUUUUUUUCUUUAAAAAUAAUUGGCAGCGACUGUAUUUGAAUAAAAUGAUUUCUUAUUGUGUGUUUGUACAGUAAUGAGUGAAAGUGGAAAGUUUCUUUUUGAAAGGGAGAGAAUUGACCAUUUUGUGUUGUAAGAUUUAAGUUAUAACUUAUUGAGCACUUUUAGUAAUAACUGUUUUUAAACUUGUCUAAUACCUUUCUGGGGGUAUUGUUUGUAAUGUGACCUAUUUAAAGCCUUUUUUGUUUGUUUAAGUUGCUGCUUUUAGGUUAACAGUAUGUUUUAGAUGACUUAAUUUUUUUUCCAGUCUGUACAAUUAGCCAUUCAGAGCAAGAGGGCCUGAUUGUAUAGAAACUCACUGAAAAGAGGUCCAGAUGAGAGCAGAGCAAGAGCGGGAAGUUCCACAAUCUGUGCAGUAACCCAGUGUUGUGGAAAGAUGAAUUUCAAUAUGUAACUACAGAGCUGUAGUGCCAUUAGAAACUGUGAAUUUCCAAAUAAAUCUGAACACUUGUCUUUAUUAA